Messenger RNA from Striga hermonthica, 2244 nucleotides. NCBI's taxonomy places the organism in Eukaryota, Viridiplantae, Streptophyta, Magnoliopsida, Lamiales, Orobanchaceae. The record is from the annotation of a GenBank genome assembly.
AUGUGGCAUAUGGAAGAUGAGAAUAGACAAUUUUCUCAUCCAGAUGAUCAUAAUUCUUGGGCCAGCAAGGAGCGCCAUUCGAUUAAUAACCGAGGACGGGAUCAUGAAUUUCGUGGGUCCAGAGAAUUUAUGGAGCCUAAAUCCAGAGACCGUCCUGGACGGCCAUCUCGCGAGUUAAACGAAGAAAACAGAUAUUACCCGAACAUAUCUCCCGGGUUUGAUGGAAUUGAACGGCGUAAAUAUAAGCACUACCCUGAAGACGACAGAAGCGAUUCCCACAGGUACCCGAGAAAAGACAGGAGCAGGAGUCGAAGCAGAAGUCCAAGAGGUCGGGCCAGAAGUGUUAGUCCAAGACAAGAUUAUAAAAAUCAAUCUCAUAAAUGGAGUGACCAAAGAAGUGAACCUGAUAGACAUUUUCAAAUCUGCCGUGAUUUUUCUGCUGGGAAGUGCAGGAAAGGUAGCCAAUGCCGAUUUGAUCACUCUAGAAAUACCAGUCGUGGGCAUACUUCUAAAGAUUCUUACAGCAAAUUCGCUGGUUCUGAUUUACGGGAUGACGUUCCCAGUCAUUAUCAUGGAGAGGGAGAACAUUUUUGGAAGAAAAGUAGAAAUGCAAUUCCUUGCAGGGACUUCGUGAAAGGUUGGUGUAAAUGGGGUGAUUCUUGCAGAUUUUCUCACCAGCUUGUGUCAAAUGAGACUGCCGAUACAGGCAAUCCAGGUGACAACAGUAAUUCGAGAUAUGAUACUAGAUUGUCUCUUCGUGUGGAAAACGAGGAAGCAAGUUGGAGAACACGAGAAUUGGGAGACAUAGGCAUGACCGAAUCUAUUGAUAAGGAAAAUAUAUCUAACAAACAGGAAAACAAUAGUAUGUUGCAUGGUUUCCCACAGCAAAAUGAAGUGGAAAAUGUGAGUGUUCAAGAACAAAAUACAUCGCUUGACCAUGGGAUAGUAGAAAAUGGUGUGGCGACUUCAUUUAGGUCUGAUGUUGUUGAUGAGGUUAAAAAUUCGAGCAAUCCCAUACACCCAUUUCCUUUUCCAGGACAAAAUCAAAGCAGUGAACAUUUAUUAGUACCUGAGCAGUUGUCUGUUUCAAAUGCAACUGAUGUCUGGCAGAACAUGCUUAGUGGUGGCCUGGAUGCGCUCGAGACACAAGCAGGAGCUAAUUUGGAUUUACAUUCUCAGAUGCCGAACCAUCAGCCCGAGACACAAUCAGGUGUUCGUUCGGAUUUGCAUUCUCAGGUGCCAAACCAUCAGCUCGGGACACAAUCAGGGGCUCAUUUGAAUUUGCAUUCUCAGGUGAACGAACAUCCCGAGAUACCAGGAGCUCAUUUGGAUUUGCAUUCUCAGGUGAAGAACCAUCUACCUGAGACAAAUUCAGGAGCUUAUUUGGAUUUGCAAUUUCAGGCGCCGAACCAUCAGUUCGAGACGCAAUCAGGGGCUUGUUUGGACUUGCAUUCUCAGGUGAAGAACCAUCAUCUCGAGACACCUGGAGCUCAUUUGGAUUUGCAUUCUCAGGUGAAGAACCAUCUACCCGAGCCACAAUUUGGAGCUCGUUUGGAUUUGGAUUCUCAGGCGAAGAGUCAUCUUCUCGAGACACAAUCAGAAGCUCAUUUGGACUUGCAGUCUCAGAUGCCGAACCAUCAGCGAGCUGUUCAAAUCUUAACGGGGCUGUUAGAAUCAAAGGUAACUAUUCCAGGAUUUCCUCAUGAACCAAUUAAUCCCGUGGAGAAAGACACAGUUGCCAGCGAGCAUGGAACUUGUACCGAACAAUACAAUCAAAUGCAGGUGAAACAAUCGUCUCCACUGUCCACCAUUGUUAAAGUCCGGGAGAAUUCACAAGUGGAUGAUUCUGAAAAUUCAAAACAUAAGCAAGAGGCACCACUCACGAACCUAGGAGCUGAUGAAGGUUAUAAAGCUGUUGAUGAGGAGAACAAGGGAGCCGAGAACGACAAAAAAGCUGAAGUGAAAGUUGCAAGCAAGGAUGAGAAAGCAAUGCGCUUGUUUAAAAAUGGUCUAAUAGAGUUUGUGAAGGACAUCUUGAAGCCCACAUGGAAAGAAGGCCGACUGAGUAGAGAAGUUCACAAGACCAUUGUGAAAAAAGUGGUCGACAAAGUGACCAGCACAGUUCAACCCGAUCACAUCCCCAAGACGCAGGAUAAAGUUGAUCAGUACCUGUCGUUCUCAAAACCCAAAAUCGUCAAACUUGUUCAGGCAUAUGUGGAGCGUUCUCAAAAGACAGAUCCUUGA